This is a messenger RNA of Episyrphus balteatus (marmalade hoverfly), 1197 nucleotides long. RefSeq lists its product as uncharacterized. Lineage: Eukaryota; Metazoa; Arthropoda; Insecta; Diptera; Syrphidae. The record is from RefSeq and is a predicted model, not a curated record. The transcript has 3 exons. The coding region runs from base 169 to 1056 and encodes 295 amino acids.
UCAAUUUCCUUCGUCCUUCAUCAAAAUUCCUAUCAGUUUAUGUAUUAAUAUUUUGUUUGUUAAAAUUUGUUUUAUAUACAAAAAAAACUAGGCGCCAAAAAAAACAAUUUUCAUUUAAUAAUAUUAUUUAUUCAAUGUCUCCAAAAAUAAACUAAAAACACACACAAAAUGCCAUGUUAUAUGUGCAAAACAAAAACUGGUCCAUUUCAAAGAUUAGAAAAAGCACGAAUUAAUUUUAUUCGAAUAGCUCAACCAGAAUUUAAGGAUGAUUCAUAUUUAUGUUUAAAAUGUUUCAAACAAUUCGAAAAAAUUUAUCAAUACAAAAAAGCCACAAACUCAAGUCAACGAUCUUCAACUUCAAUCACAAAUGGUUCGAUUAAAUCAGUCUCAUCAAAGACAAAUAGUAGCAAAAAUUCAACUCGAACCAAUGUCACAGCUAUACAAACUUCAGAUGGCAAUAAUAAUGCAAAUAAUAAUAGUUCUAGCAAUGUUAUUCAAUUUGAUUCACGUUCUUUAACUUCGAAUGAUACAAUCGAUAAGAUUGUUCAAAUGGAACCUGAUUAUUUGUCACUAAGAGAUUCAAUUCGUAAGACAACAAAAAACCCGGAGCUAAUUAUGGCUCGACGACAAGCUGAAGCUGCUGUUAGGAGAGUAUUAGAACGACAAGAAGAAGAAAAUAACUCACCUCCAGUUGAAAGUGGUUCGGAUAUUGUAAUUCCAUUUGAUUCUCGUUCAGUGGAAGAUUCGAUCGAUUCAAUAGAUCGAAUUGUUCAAAUGGCAGAAGAUACAUUACAAAGCGUUGUCAGAGGUGGACCAGUGAAGACACAUCAAGAAGAAGAAAAAACAAAGACGACGCCAACUCCAGCACGUAAACGUCGUUUAGAAAUUGUCGAUGAAGAAGAUGACGCUAAUUCACAAGAAGACAUCGAAGAGAUACAAUUAAGUCCAACUAAUUUGGCUCAUGUUCGACCAAUUGUUAGAAGACGAAAAGAACCAGUUGUUCAGCAGUUUGAUGAUAUUAUGGAUAUUUAUAUAGCAAGGACUUCGGGUGGAUGAUGGUCUUUCUCGUUAUAUAGACGACAUAAUUGUAGACAAUUAUUAUAAUAAACUUUCAAUUUUUUUUUUGUAUUUGAUAAAAUUACAUGAUGUUUGUUAUUUAUUAAUUAAUUAAAUUGAUUUUACAUAAUGAAAUUUUUA